Messenger RNA from Didymella exigua CBS 183.55, 2565 nucleotides. RefSeq lists its product as uncharacterized. The record is from RefSeq and is a predicted model, not a curated record. The transcript is spliced from 3 exons. Gene Ontology annotation, cellular component: cytoplasm. NCBI's taxonomy places the organism in Eukaryota, Fungi, Ascomycota, Dothideomycetes, Pleosporales, Didymellaceae. Bases 1 to 2565 code for a protein of 854 amino acids.
AUGACAUCUUCAACCUACAAGGGCAACCUCACUGUUGGAGGGUCUGCACUCGACAAGUCGAAGCUCCAGCUUCGCAGACCUACACCUGACAGCGAUGCUCUGGCGUCCAGCGAUGACGAUCGCGAGCACGUGCCCGUAGUCGUUCGUCCUGCUGGCGGCUACCCUGGUGGUCGCAGGCCCUCAUCUGGUUGGCUACAAGACAUUCAGCCCAAUCGCAAGUUCUCCCUGCCGUCAGUCUCGUUUGCCGGCUCACAGCCCACCACUCCGUCACUAGAGCUGCCAAGUCAGUCUCGCCCUGGUACCUCUGCGUUUCCCUGGAACACCUCCAGCUUCAGUAACACCCAAGCCAAUAGUCGUCUCAAGGAAGUUGUCCCAUCGCCUACGUCCGCCCACUUUCCCAGUGAGAGGUCCUUGCCCUCACCAGCGGCGCCAGAAGGUGAAGAGGGCAUCGGCUUUCUUCUCAGUCAGCAGAACCCCAUCCGCAAGGCAGUACGCUCUCAAUCAUACAGCAUCGGGCAGGGUGAUAUCGAGAACAGUCCCGUUGGUCAGUUUUCCGCGCGCGUGCGCACAACAGCAGGCGUGCGUCACCGUCCUUCCAAGCCCAGUCUGCUUGGUGACCCUGGUGUUGGCCUCUCGCAACUACGCGAAGACGACAUCGACGAGGUCGACUCGACUAACAGCUCUGACCACGGCGUUCGCCUCCCCCAAGGCUACUGGGAACGCGAACAAAAGCAAGCUCUACUCAAACAGGCAGCCAUGGAGAGUGCACGUGCACGCAAUCGCGCCACGUCCACAAGCUCUCCUGUUCAUCAGCACCCGCCACCACCACAGCGUCGCAAGACGACCGCCGGACUUCGUGGUAUGUCCUAUGGUAGUACCGCCGACUACGCGAUUGAAGAGCACGAAGACCACGAGGUCGCUCCACACACCUUGCCUCCGUCUUCGUUAACCCGUCGCUUCAGUGAGCACGUUUCCAUUCUGAGUCGCGAGCCUGAGCAAGAGAUCAUGGACAGCCCAAAGAAGCAGCAGUGGGCGACCGGCAAUAUUCACAACCUCAACAUGGAAGCGAUGGGACGUCGGCACUCUUUCGCUCACUAUGGUGGCUUCAAUCAGAGCAUGCCUCUUUCUACUACACUGAGCAACACCCAAGAAGAAGAUGAGAGCCUGAUGUCCCCUCGACAAGCAUCUCACUCACCUGAAGAAGCAGAGCAAUUCGAUGCUGCUGCAUAUUUCGCAGGCUAUGGCCCCGCAUCUCGCGCUAUCAACGCCUCAGCAAUCUCGGCUGCUCACCCGGACCCCAUUGUCCCCAAUACGGCCAUGAAUACAACCAACCCUUACGCCGUUCCGCCUGUGCUUGGUCGCCCAGGUCGUCGUCUGUUUGUUGUCACAUUCAAGUGCUCCAGAGCUGACAUCUACUACCUCUACGACAAUACCGGUCUUGAAAUUCGUCGUGGUGACUUGGUAAUGGUUGAGGGCGACCGUGGUUGCGACCUUGGCCAGGUGGCUCAUGCGGAUGUGAGCCUUGAAGAUGCGAAGAAGUACAAAGCUGAGGCUAACGAGGAGCACUUCCGCUGGCUGGUCAUGUUCUCCCAGUACUCUCUCGCAGGAACUCAGAACGACUCCGGCAUGCUCGGUGCUCUUGCGCGCGCAAACGGCCUGUCCAACAACCCAAAUCAGCCUCAACUGAGUGGCAUGAUUGGCAACCAAGACCAAGAUGCCAAACCCAAGAUGAUCAAGCGCCUUGCUCAACAGCACGAGAUCUUUGCUUUACGCGACAAAGAGGGCUCAGAAGCUAAAGCAAAGCGCCUGGGCGCGCAGAAGGCCGCUGACCACAAGCUGCCUAUGGAGGUCCUCGAUGCCGAAUACCAAGCCGAUUACCACAAGCUUACCUACUUCUACUACGCGGAGUCGUACGUGAACUUCAACGACCUCGUGACCGACCUCUUCAAGCAGUACAAGGUUCGCAUCUGGAUGUCAGCUGUCAAUCCUGCAUCGGUUGUCAACCCGGCAGGUCUGAUGCAGAUUCCACCACCCUCGGCCAUCGGACCUGGUGCCAUUAUCACUCCGGGCAACGACAACUCUUCACUGCCCGUAGGACCUGGUUUCGGCGGCAACAACAGUCAGCGCUCUAACGAGCAUUAUGGCCGCGGUCGCAACAAUGCCCCUCAAGUCAACUACGAUGAAGGACACUACGCAUUCUCUCACCAGCUUCCGGCCUACGCUCCUCAAGCCGCUUACGGCAUGCCUCCUUGGGCGCAAGGUCAGCAGUACCAACAGCAGAUGUACGGCGGUUACGGUGCCUUUGCUGGUGCUUAUCCAAAUGUGACUGCUAGCGGCAGCCCCAUGAACUACGGCGCCUACUACCCACCAGGCUCAAACUAUGGUGCAGCAUCGGCCUAUAACCGCGCUUACCCGGCCGCCAACUCCUAUACGCCCACUGGUAGUGCCAGCUAUGGCCAACAAACCACUUCGGGUGCUAGCAACGGCAAGGCUGCCGCCUCGAACAACAGCAACAACCAGUCCUUCCUGGCUGGUAUGCAGAACAUGUCCCUUGCCAGCAAGUAG